Messenger RNA from Scomber japonicus (chub mackerel), 1692 nucleotides. It is a transcript of the gene esama, whose product is annotated as endothelial cell adhesion molecule a. The coding region runs from base 334 to 1692 and encodes 452 amino acids. Gene Ontology annotation, molecular function: cell-cell adhesion mediator activity. NCBI's taxonomy places the organism in Eukaryota, Metazoa, Chordata, Actinopteri, Scombriformes, Scombridae. The record is from RefSeq and is a predicted model, not a curated record. Gene Ontology annotation, cellular component: plasma membrane; adherens junction. The transcript is spliced from 7 exons. Gene Ontology annotation, biological process: homophilic cell-cell adhesion.
CGCAGAUGCAGCCGAGCGUUAAGAGGAGGAGAAGAGUCGCGGUAGAGCUUGGGUGUAGAAGGUGGUGAUCCAGUUUACACUUUAACAACAUCUCACUGCGAAGUCAGGGAAAAAAACCGAGGAGUUGAUCAGACGGCGUCCAGCGUUUCCUCACCUGAAGUGUCCCUUACGUUACCUGGACCAGAGAGCGUCUCUACUGGGAGACUGGAAGAAGAAAAAGCACUUGACAGACUUCUUUUUUUCUUUUGCCUGAGGCCAAACAGUUGAUAUAUAUAAAGCUGAGUGAAGGACACUGACACGCUGAGAAGUGGAACCUGUGUGUGCAUGUGAAGCAUGGAGGUCUAUACUACUUCGAGGAAACUUGCUUUGCUCUCCUUCACCUUUCUGUUGGGACUCUCAGGCAUAUGGGCCCAGAUGCAGCUGCCCGAAGUGGUGAUGAGUGUGGUCAAGGGUCAGUCGGUGGAGCUGAAGGCCUCAUAUAGCUCGGGCGGUGACCCGAGCACUAACACCAUCCUCUGGAACUUUUUUUCCAACAACACCCAACUGAUCAUCACCUACACCAAGGGCUCCGUGAGAUUUGGCAAGUCCCAGUUCAAGGGCCGGGUUGGUUUCAGAGAAGAGAUGCCCACACGGGACGUGACACUGUACAUCAACAACACCCAGGAGUCCGACUCAGGACGCUACACCUGUCAGGUCAUCAUGCCGGACAGAGACGGCCUCACUGGUGAGAUCACUCUGGAUGUGAAGGUCCCUCCUGCUGUUCCUAAGUGCUCUCUAUCAGGGAAGCCGGUGCUAAAAGGAAACGUGACUCUGAGCUGCAAGUCCAGCAGUGGGAAACCCAUUCCUAUGUACAAGUGGCAGAAAACCAGCCCCACCUCUGAGGUCUUCUUCUCACCCAUGCUCAAUGAUAAGGCCGGCACCCUGAAGCUGAGCAACCUGAGCAGUAACAUGUCGGGGAAGUACGUGUGCACAGCCAGCAACUCGGCCGGAUUCGAGACCUGCUUCAUCAACCUGGAGAUCAUUUCCUCCACUAAUGUUGGGAUGAUUGUCGGCGCCACCGUGGGCUCGGUCAUCGGCUUCAUCUUCCUCCUCCUCGUCUGCCUGGUUUUCGUGAUGAAGAGGCGGAGAGAGAGUGAGGACGACAUGGCUAACGAUAUCAAGGAGGAUGCUCAGGCUCCUAAGCGUGUGUCCUGGGCUAAGAGCGGCAUGGGUUCUGAUAUCAUCUCCAAGAACGGCACCCUGUCCUCCAUCGCCUCUAGCCCACAUCACAAAGAGCCCUCGCUCCACGGCAGCAGCAACCACCACCACCUGCAGCAGUACCCCCAGCGCCCCCCGUCCGACACCGCCUCCAUCAUCACAGCCACGGGCAGCACAGCCGGCUACCGACCGUCCCGCCACCACGGAGCCUCCACCCCUACCCACUACAGCUUCAACAACAACCUGCCGCGUGGACACCAUGGAUCCUCAGGGGCCAGCACCAAUGGGGGCUCUCUACCCAGACCGGAGCGCUACGCCCAGCUGCCCCAGGCCCAGGCGCUCCCGCAGACCUACGGUCAGUCUCAGAUGCAGCUCCAGCCGGCUCCCUCCCCUCCACCGCCGCCCACAUCUGGAGUCACAACCUCCAACAUCACCAGGAUGGGAGGGGUGCCUAUUAUGGUGCCUGCGCAGAACCAAGCCGGAUCUCUGGUGUAA